Sander lucioperca (pikeperch) is the source of this 3479-nucleotide messenger RNA. RefSeq names its product inhibitor of nuclear factor kappa B kinase subunit epsilon (gene ikbke). The transcript has 21 exons. The record is from RefSeq and is a predicted model, not a curated record. NCBI's taxonomy places the organism in Eukaryota, Metazoa, Chordata, Actinopteri, Perciformes, Percidae. Gene Ontology annotation, biological process: peptidyl-serine phosphorylation. Gene Ontology annotation, molecular function: protein serine/threonine kinase activity; ATP binding. Bases 380 to 2542 code for a protein of 720 amino acids. Gene Ontology annotation, cellular component: cytoplasm.
CUAGAGUCUAGAGACCAUCCCAUCGUAAAUCAGUCACCGUAUUGCAGUGAUGCAAGCUGCUACCUUCGAUGAAUCUAGGAAACUCGUUAACUCUAGGAAGCAGAAGGUUCUCCCGAACCGAAACGUUAACGUUAGCAACCUGUUCAGAAAGCAGCCAUUCGUUUCUCACUUCAGAAGAGGUUUCACACGUAAGCGUAUUUUGUUUUCAGGAAGUUCGGAUUUACCAUAAAAGCUACGGCCAGUUUGAGCUGUAACUGACAAGAGUGACGUUUAUUUUCACGUCAUAUUUCACAGGAAAAGAAUGGUUCCGAUAACUGCAGAGGCUAUCAGGGACAAUUGUCAGGAAGUUUAUUUAUGCUAAGUGCAUCAGCAGUCCAGCAUGUCAGGGGUGACGGCCAGUACAACAAACUACCUGUGGUCUGUAGAAGAUGUCCUCGGGCAAGGGGCUACUGCCAGUGUCUACAAGGCACGCAACAAGAGGUUGGGUGAGCUGGUAGCCGUCAAGGUGUUUAACAUGUUGAGCUACAACCGCCCCCAUGAGGUCCAGAUGAGAGAGUUUGAGAUGCUGAGGAAGCUCAAUCACAACAAUAUUGUCAGGCUGCACGCCGUGGAAGAGCUGCCCUCUAAACAGAAGGUGCUGGUGAUGGAGUAUUGUUCAGGAGGAUCUCUUCUCAGCCUGCUCGAGGAGGCAGAAAACGCCUUUGGCCUGCCUGAAACAGAGUUCCUCACAGUUUUGCAGUGUGUAGUGCAGGGGAUGAACCACCUGCGAGAAAAUGGUGUGGUACACCGGGACAUUAAACCAGGCAACAUCAUGCGGCAGGUUGGGGAGGAUGGCAAGUCUGUUUAUAAGCUGACUGACUUUGGAGCAGCAAGAGAGCUGGAAGAUGAUGAGAAGUUUGUGUCUAUCUACGGAACUGAAGAGUAUCUGCACCCAGACAUGUAUGAACGUGCCGUGCUGCGUAAGCCUCAACAGAAAUCCUAUGGAGUGAGUGUAGACCUGUGGAGUAUUGGUGUGACAUUUUACCACGCUGCCACUGGUAGUCUUCCCUUCACACCGUAUGGAGGACCCCGCAGGAACAAGCCCACCAUGUUCAAAAUGACUACAGAGAAGCCUAUGGGGGCAAUAAGCGGAACACAGCGGGUGGAGAACGGGCCUAUAGAGUGGGGCUACCACCUACCUCACAGCUGCCAACUAUCACAGGGUCUGGCGGUGCAGCUGGUUCCAGUACUAGCGGGUAUACUGGAGGCUGACCAAGAGAGGUGUUGGGGCUUUGACCAGUUCUUCACAGCCACCACAGACAUAUUGCAGCGGCAGCCAGUUCACAUCUUCUCUCUGCAACAGGCCAUGGCGCAUUGCAUCUACAUAAACCACUAUAACACGGUGUCAGUGUUCUUUGAGGAGGUGGCGUCUCAAACCGGUAUAGGAGUUCAGCUGCAACAUCUGCUGUACCUGGGUCACAACCUCCCUCUGGAGGGCAACAUGAAGGUGGUCAACCUUCCGCCUACUUCACCUGCCCAGCCCCUCAUUCUGCUCAGCUAUGGGCCUGAAGCACAUACCAGCAUGCCCUUCAGAGAACCAGAGACUCCAGUCAUCCCAUCCAGGUUUGACAUUAUGGCAGACUACAACUUCUCCAAGGUAAUAGUGGGAGUGGUCUAUCAGUAUUUGAGGAUAGUACAGUUGCUGCACACACACCGAGAGCUGCUGCUGCAAGGAUACUACAGCUACAUGAUGAGGUUGCGCAGGGAGUGUGAAGACGCAAUGCACAGUAUCGCGAUGAUCACCAUUAGACUGCAGUCUUGCCUCAUCGUAGAACACAGGACACACACACUAGGCCAUUAUGCUUCAGAAAACCAAGGUUCAGCUGAUAGGCAAAAGCUGCAUCUGGUCCAUGAGCACUUGCCUAUAUACGCUGCCGGAAUCCAAGAGUUUCAGAACCGACUGGACCAUCUGCAGAUAGAACAGGCCAAGCUAGCAGAGACGCUGGCCAAUGACAAGAGCAGGAAGAAGAUGGAGGUGCUGCUGCAGAAGAUUAUGUCAAUUCAUCAGCAUUAUCGUAAAGACAGAUUAACUGGCAAGUUGGCGUAUAACGACGAGCAAAUCCACAAGUUUGAGAAAAUCCACCUGUCGACCCACAUUAAGCGAGUGAAAUCUCUCCUACGAGAGGACUGUGUGCAGAGAUACAAAGAGCUUUUGGCCUCAACAAGGACGUGGAGCAGUGUAUUACUGGAGAUGCAGACCCGACUGCAGGACUUCAGCUCUUUCUCCACAGGCUUGUUGGCAGACCUGGAGAUGAAUGAGCAGCGCCAAAAUAAGGCUCUGGACAGAAUCCUUUUCACUCUGCAGUCCAAGCAAACAGGACAACAGCCUGGAAUCGCACCCAGGGACAAGGACCACAUGGUCUCUAGGAUGCACCAUCUGAAGGAGGAAAUGGAGAUGUUGGUGAGGGAACUACAGUGUAACAACAGCAUUAUUGAGAGUCUGGGAGCAGUGAACCCUGCAGCAGCUCUGGAGCCGAGCUUGGCCAGACCUUCUACACUGUGACAACAGUACCGCAUCUUUGCAUCUUAACUCACAAAUCCACACACACUGGCUGCAGCCCAUGCUGUAUGAAGAGGAAGCAGCCAAAGACAAUCAAUCAAAUGUGAAUCUACAUUUAGAGAUAAGAUGCACAGAAUGCAGAAGAAGGAAACGCCACUGAUGGAUUUUUUGUCAGUGUGUGUGUGUGGGUGUGGCUGGUGACUGAGUACAGCAGUUCAAUACAAACUUCAUUAAUGCCUUUAGUGUUAUUGUAUUUCUAAUAGGUUGCCACAGUAAUGGACCGUCAGGAUAAAGCAAAAGGAAUGCCAAGGCUGCUAGAGUAUUUUUCUAGGGCCGUGUUUCUUCUUUGUCCCACAGAAGAAGCUCCGCGGAAUCUGGAGAAACUUAAAUACUGACACUAUAGCUCUCCGUCUGUGUAUAUCUGUCUGUCUUAUGUGUGUGUGUUUGUUAGGUUUGAGCUGUCUGCUGUCUUUUUUUUUCUAAUGGUUGAUCUUUCAAAUGGUUUCAUGUGACUUAAUUACUGUUUACUUUAAGAAUAUCAUGGUAAAUUUAGUGAAUAAAUAGUGAUUGAUUACAUAAUUGAUUACAUCAUAUAUUUAUUGUUAGCGUCUCCAAGCACACAGCACUGUAGUUUUGAAGUGACAUUUGUCUCUCUUGUUGUUGAUGUUUAACUUGAAUGAUAAAAUUAUUUCUUUGUAUUUUAUCAUAGGUUUCACUGUAAAAGAAAAGAAACAAAUCAGGGAAACUCUGCACUCACCACAGUGUCUCCUUUUUAACAGAAGUACACAGUCUAGUGACAAUAUAGCAAAUUAACCAUAACAUGACAUUAGCCAGUGUGGUUCACACAGUGGGAAAAUCCCAGGGUUAGUAAUUUGUUUAAUAAGGGGUCACAGGUGAUGCAAAAGGUUGGUGAAAAAUGAAAAAUAUACUUUUUACCAUA